CUUUCAUAUAAUUAAUAAGAAUUUCUUCGAAGGUCAAAAUUAACUCAAAUUCUAAGCUAAACAAUUUCAUAACUUAUCUGCCAUUAAGAAAAUUAAAAUAUAUAACAAACAACUUAUAUUGUAACAUUUGCAAGUUAACGAUAUUGAAGUGUUUUGGUAAAUAUUAUUUUAUACCUUCUGGGUUACAUUCUAUUUCAUAAAACAGAAUGGCAAACAUGGCAGUUUCACGUAUAAAGCGAGAAUUCAAAGAAGUUAUGAGGAGUGAAGAAAUUGUGCAAUGCUCUAUUAAAAUCGAAUUAAUCAACGACAGCUGGACAGAAUUGCGUGGCGAAAUUGCUGGCCCACCAGAUACUCCAUAUGAGGGUGGAAAAUUUAUCUUAGAGAUAAAAGUUCCGGAAACAUAUCCAUUUAAUCCACCAAAAGUACGGUUUAUUACGAAAAUUUGGCAUCCAAAUAUAUCAUCAGUAACUGGUGCAAUUUGCUUGGACAUUUUGAAAGAUAAUUGGGCCGCCGCAAUGACCUUGCGGACUGUGUUACUCUCACUUCAAGCUUUGUUAGCUGCAGCGGAGCCGGAUGAUCCCCAAGAUGCAGUCGUAGCAUAUCAAUAUAAAGACAAAUACCCGUUAUUUCUCAUGACUGCUAAGCAUUGGACAAAUGUAUAUGCUGGAGGUCCACACAAAUUUACAGAAUGUGAUUUAAAAAUUCAACGUUUAAAGGAUAUGGGUAUUGAUGAGCAUGAUGCGCGAGCGGUUUUAUCAAAAGAGAAUUGGGAUUUAGAAAAGGCGACUGAAAGCUUGUUUAGUUAGCUUCCAUAAAUGUAUUGUAUAAUAACUGGAAAUUAAGAAUUUGUCAAAAAUAUUGUUUAAAUAGGUUUGAUAUUUAUUUAAAAAAUAAUUAUUAAUAUAAUUGAAAAUUUUCGCUUUAUUAUUGUUAAUAUAAGGUAAUUCGGAAAAAGAUAACGCAAAAUACAUACAUACAUAUACAAAAG
This is a messenger RNA of Ceratitis capitata (Mediterranean fruit fly), 988 nucleotides long. It is a transcript of the gene Ubc4, whose product is annotated as ubiquitin-conjugating enzyme E2-22 kDa. The record is from RefSeq and is a predicted model, not a curated record. Gene Ontology annotation, cellular component: nucleus. The coding region runs from base 207 to 806 and encodes 199 amino acids. Gene Ontology annotation, biological process: proteasome-mediated ubiquitin-dependent protein catabolic process; protein polyubiquitination. The transcript is spliced from 5 exons. NCBI's taxonomy places the organism in Eukaryota, Metazoa, Arthropoda, Insecta, Diptera, Tephritidae. Gene Ontology annotation, molecular function: ubiquitin conjugating enzyme activity; protein binding.